Nomascus leucogenys (northern white-cheeked gibbon) is the source of this 2471-nucleotide messenger RNA. RefSeq names its product gamma-aminobutyric acid type A receptor subunit beta1 (gene GABRB1). The record is from RefSeq and is a predicted model, not a curated record. Gene Ontology annotation, cellular component: GABA-A receptor complex; synapse; neuron projection. Gene Ontology annotation, biological process: regulation of membrane potential; signal transduction; nervous system process. NCBI's taxonomy places the organism in Eukaryota, Metazoa, Chordata, Mammalia, Primates, Hylobatidae. Gene Ontology annotation, molecular function: extracellular ligand-gated monoatomic ion channel activity; neurotransmitter receptor activity; GABA-A receptor activity.
GCCUCCCAAGGGCACCUAAUUUUUGGAGUUCUCAAAUACGUCCUGAGUUUCCUCUGCACCUUUAGUAACUCUCCGGUUCCCUCUCUCUCCACUCUUCCCUGCUCCCAGUCACCCCCACCCACAAACCCCGCUGAUCACAUCCGCCCGGUACCCGCCGCAGGCAACCAGAGAACAACAGACCCGCCUCCAGAGUCCCCGUUCUAGGACCUCCCUGACUGUCAGCGAAAGAUGCCAAUCACAGGCAGCCUUAGCCAGAUCACUGAGCACCCAGUAAAAAAAAACAAAAUCAGGUUGAGGGCAGAAUGGAAAUCAACAUAGCAACCUCCAAUGCAUGAAGGAAACUCCGUUUACACAUGCUCGUAGGAUCCCCUGCGUGGAAACAGCAGCUUGUCUCUGACUACCCGGAGGACACGGAGCACCCCAAAUAGGAACUUUAGAGGGAUUGAAAUCUGUUGCCUGUUCCACUAGGAAUAUUGUUUGCAAGGCACAAGGUGUCUUUUGGUAGUGAGCGCGCUCUGCGCAUGCGCAGGUCCAUUCGGGAAUUACUGCCCAGCAGCCGACUAAGUUGCAUUCCUUGAAUCUUCGCAGAAAAGACAAUUCUUUUAAUCAGAGUUAGUAAUGUGGACAGUACAAAAUCGAGAGAGUCUGGGGCUUCUCUCUUUCCCUGUGAUGAUUACCAUGGUCUGUUGUGCACACAGCACCAGUGAACCCAGCAACAUGUCAUACGUGAAAGAGACAGUGGACAGAUUGCUCAAAGGAUAUGACAUUCGCUUGCGGCCGGACUUCGGAGGGCCCCCCGUCGACGUUGGGAUGCGGAUCGAUGUCGCCAGCAUAGACAUGGUCUCCGAAGUGAAUAUGGAUUAUACACUCACCAUGUAUUUCCAGCAGUCUUGGAAAGACAAAAGGCUUUCUUAUUCUGGAAUCCCACUAAACCUCACCCUAGACAAUAGGGUAGCUGACCAACUCUGGGUACCAGACACCUACUUUCUGAAUGACAAGAAAUCAUUUGUGCAUGGGGUCACAGUGAAAAAUCGAAUGAUUCGACUGCAUCCUGAUGGAACAGUUCUCUAUGGACUCCGAAUCACUACCACAGCUGCAUGUAUGAUGGAUCUUCGAAGAUAUCCACUGGAUGAGCAGAACUGCACCCUGGAGAUUGAAAGUUAUGGCUAUACCACUGAUGACAUUGAGUUUUACUGGAAUGGAGGAGAAGGGGCAGUAACUGGUGUUAAUAAAAUCGAACUUCCUCAAUUUUCAAUUGUUGACUACAAGAUGGUGUCUAAGAAGGUGGAGUUCACAACAGGAGCAUACCCACGACUGUCAUUAAGUUUUCGUCUAAAGAGAAACAUUGGUUACUUCAUUUUGCAAACCUACAUGCCUUCUACACUGAUUACAAUUCUGUCCUGGGUGUCUUUUUGGAUCAACUAUGAUGCAUCUGCAGCCAGAGUCGCACUAGGAAUCACGACAGUGCUUACAAUGACAACCAUCAGCACCCACCUCAGGGAGACCCUGCCAAAGAUCCCUUAUGUCAAAGCGAUUGAUAUUUAUCUGAUGGGUUGCUUUGUAUUUGUGUUCCUGGCUCUGCUGGAGUAUGCCUUUGUAAAUUACAUCUUCUUUGGGAAAGGCCCUCAGAAAAAGGGAGCUAGCAAACAAGACCAGAGUGCCAAUGAGAAGAACAAACUGGAGAUGAAUAAAGUCCAGGUCGACGCCCACGGUAACAUUCUCCUCAGCACCCUGGAAAUCCGGAAUGAGACGAGUGGCUCGGAAGUGCUCACGAGCGUGAGCGACCCCAAGGCCACCAUGUACUCGUAUGACAGCGCCAGCAUCCAGUACCGCAAGCCCCUCAGCAGCCGCGAGGCCUACGGGCGCGCCCUGGACCGGCACGGGGUACCCAGCAAGGGGCGCAUCCGCAGGCGUGCCUCCCAGCUCAAAGUCAAGAUCCCCGACUUGACUGAUGUGAAUUCCAUAGACAAGUGGUCCCGAAUGUUUUUCCCCAUCACCUUUUCUCUUUUUAAUGUCGUUUAUUGGCUUUACUAUGUACACUGAGGUCUGUUCUAAUGGUUCCAUUUAGACUACUUUCCUCUUCUAUUGUUUUUUAACCUUACAGGUCCCCAACAGCGACACUGCUGUUUCUCGAGGUAAGAGAUUCAGCCAUCCAAUUGGUUUUAGGUCUUGCAUAUCAGUUUUAUUACUGCACCAUGUUUACUUCAAAAAGACAAAACAAAAAAAAUUCUUUUUUUUCCAGUCUACCGUGGUCCAGGUUAUCAGCUCUUUAAGAGCUCUAUUAAUUGCCAUGUUUACAAACAAACACAAAGAAAGAAGUUAGAUAGGUAGAUCUUUAGCAGUCUUUUCUAGUUGCCCUGGAUUUUACUGAUUUAUUUUUUAGGGAAAAUGAAAAGAGGACCUUGCUGUCCGCCCGCACUGCUUCCUGGUAAACUGUAACAAUCUUAUGCUGCCAAAAAAAAAAAAAAAAA